AUGGCGGACAUCAAUGAGCCUUUUAUGUUGUGCAGGACAUUUCAGAAGGAUUCAUUACUUGGAAUAGAGAAGCAUCUCAUCAAAAACCAUGUGAUAUUGACUUUUAAGGAUAGGGGUGUUUUGAUUUAUAAUCUGGAAAAUAAAAAGGUUAUCAACAGUUUACCAGUUCAACAAAGAAGUGAAUUCUCAUGCUCGGUUGUCCAAGACCCUCAUAGUACAAGAUAUAUUGGUGUGUUAGAUGACUUGAAUGUCUGUCAGUGGUCUGAAAAUAAUGGAAACUUGGUUGAAAGUCAUCGAAUUAAGGUUGAGCAGCCAGUGGCUCAAAUUCUAACUAUGUCAACUGAUACCAGUGGACCAGUAGUUGUAUUCAGAGAUGGCUCUUGUAAUUUAUUGUCAAAGUGUUCAACGUCAAGAAAAGCUAAGAGGAAAUCAGCAAUAUCAUCAUUAAGAAUUAUAUCAAGUUGUGUUCUACGUCAAGGUAGCACAACAUUGGUUGCUCUUGCCAAAUACAAGGAUGCAAAGCUAAGUGUAAGUCUGUCCAAGAUUGAACAUGAUGUGCAUUUCAUUGGAGAAGGGACUGUUGAAAAACCAUCUAAGGAUGUUGAUGUGAUAAAUUGCUGUUUUGACAAAUCAGGCACAAAGCUCAUUUCUUAUUGGUCAAACGGCUCCCUUUGCAUCACUGAACUAAGAAGCAUUUUAGACAGCUGCUUGCUUAGUUCAUUGCAACAAGAUGAUAUUACUUUAAAAUGUACAUGCAUCAACAGACUACAUGAAGAUUCAAAAUUAUCCAAGAAAACAGUAUCCAUAGCACCAGUAGACUCAACACAYAUUUGUAUGUGUCAUGAAGAACUARCACAAAAUGACGUCCAAGAAACAAUCUCUAUAUUCGACACAAAGUUUGGCACAAGACAAAUCAGUGUUUCGCUGGAUACAAUCACUAGUGAUGAGCCUGUGUCAAGCCUGACUAGCCAUUCCUCUGGCUCUACACACAUCAUGUGUACAGAUGGUUAUAUCUGUACAAAUUCCAAAUAUGGCAUAGCAGCAUGUUCCUAUGCUGUCUCACCGUCGUCACUGGCAACAGCUCUUGGGAAACUAGCACCCAUGAGUUCAUCUGAGAUGACAUCAUUGAAGCCAUUACUAUGUAUUCCACAUCUACCAGACCCAACAAAGGAUCUUCAAGACUGGGCUGAUUCUACAAAAACAAAUCAAACCACUGAAGAUGAAAUUCUAGUAAGAUUAACAAGCCCACAAAAGACAAAGACAGUGAAAUCAUUUACACAGCAGCUGAAUGAUUAUCUAGAAUCUAAAUGCCUGAAGAAAGGACAAGAUAAGGACAAUGAAGACAAAGUUAAGAAAACUUCCUUCAAAGCAAAGGAGAAAUUCAAAAGCAAGUUUCUCCUUUCUCAGCAUUUUGUGCUGGCAGUGUUAUCUCGUUGCUUGGAAGAGACGAAGUUCUUUCCCAAAGAAGCGCUCACAAAUCUCAUCAAAACAAGAUGUAUACCUGGAAGUUCAAGUCCAGAACUCCUUAAAUAUUUAACAGAGAAAAAUGAAGUGAACAUGAUUUUAAUUUGUAUAAAGAACAUUCAAGGCAUACCAGAGUCAGCUCUUGUAUCCUGCAUUCAACAUGCAAUACAAGCUGAAGAUUCAGUAUUUGGUGAUAAAAAAGAAGAAGAGGAAAUCAGAAAGGAAAAAGAAAAAGAUGUUAAUGAUCUAGUUUUCCCUUGUCCUUUUGGAAAGAACAGAGUGAACUUAUUAUGUCAUCUUUUAAGUUACCCAGUAAAUGAUAUAUUCAUUCAACAAAGCAUCAGGAGGUUCACUUCAGCCAGUAUUAUUGAAUUGAUGAAGUUUUUAGCACACAUCAUAGAAACUGCUCCAAGAACAUCAUUUUCCAGACAGGAUAGUCCAUUGAGUUAUGCAACGGCUUUAGAUUGGACAGGAUGGAUCAUUAAUGCUCACUACACUAGCCUUGUACUCAUGCCCGAUGUCCAUGACCUUCUUAAAUAUAUGAGCAAGUCCGUGAGUGGUCAGGUUUCCCUGUUAGAAAAACUAAGCCGCUUGGAAGGAUAUUUGCACCAUUACAAGAACAAGCAAACACUUCCAAAUAGUGAAAGAACAACACUUUAUACAGUAGAAAUGAUAGAAUUGUGAUUAUGAAAUAAAGCAAAAUGGAUUUGUGAAUGCA
Messenger RNA from Exaiptasia diaphana, 2182 nucleotides. RefSeq names its product nucleolar protein 11. The record is from RefSeq and is a predicted model, not a curated record. Lineage: Eukaryota; Metazoa; Cnidaria; Anthozoa; Actiniaria; Aiptasiidae. The coding region runs from base 1 to 2148 and encodes 715 amino acids. The transcript is spliced from 22 exons. Gene Ontology annotation, molecular function: RNA binding; protein binding. Gene Ontology annotation, cellular component: nucleus; nucleolus. Gene Ontology annotation, biological process: maturation of SSU-rRNA.